UCCCUGAGUUGAGGAGGAUGAACUGAGAGGCCGAACGCCAGCAGCUGUAUGAGUGAGUAACAACGGCAGGCAGAGAGGGGCUGUGUGAGGGAAAAGAGGACCAUAUCUUAAGUACAGGUUACCAUAGUAGUCUCUUCACUAACAUUUUGUCAGUUUUUCAUUCAUAAAAAAAGAGAGGAAGAAAGAAAGAAAGAAAGUAAAUAACAGUUGUCUUUACCAGGUUAGAUUUGUUUAGGUUUCCAGAAAUCUAAUUUGUCAUAAAUUUACCAGAUUUUUAUAUUUUUGACAUCUUUGCAGAAAAAAAAACUAUUCUAGACAUUUUAUACUACACAUUGUAUUUUUAUGCUUUAGAUCAUCACCAUCCUUUCAUGAGUAGACACAGGUUUAUUGUAGUCACAUUAUGCUGCCACCUUAAAAACAUUACAUUGAACUGUAAUUUGUCAGAUUUAAUCUGUCAUUUGUUGUAUUUUAGACUUUUGAAUCAUAUUUUAGUGAUUUAAACUGAUUUCAAGCCAGGAAUUGAAGAGGUUUUGAAUAUUUUAGAUAUAAAAUAUAAAUGUACAUUGAAUUGGAGAAAUGUCAGUUUAGUCAGUAGACUGGAUUGCUGUGUUCACGUCAUUAUGCUGCUGGCUUUGCUGCUGGUUCUGAGCCUUUGCUCUGAUGCUGGUUCCUCCAACACUUCAUCAAUAACCAUCCAGUACCGGGUCUGGGAGGAGCAGCCAGCUGGAACCCGGGUCGGUCGUCUGCUGGAUGACCUCCGACAAAGGGAUGAGGUUGGUCCUCUGGAAGAUUUCCAGGUUGUAGAGCAAGGGAAAGCCCUUCCCUUCUCCGUCAGCACUCGAGAUGGGAUUGUGUCUACCCAUGGCCGGCUGGACAGGGAGGAGCUCUGCCGGGGGUCUGACCUGUGUGAGCUGGCCUUCAGCGUCCUGUACAGAAAAAGUGGAGCCGUGAACUGCCUGCGGGUUCACGUGGAGGUGAUGGACUUGAACGAUCACAGUCCCAGCUUCCCCAGCCCCCUGCAGGAGUUGGAGAUCUCAGAAACAGCAGCACUGAGGAUGAGAAUCCCACUGGACCGGGCCGUGGAUCCUGAUGCAGGGCCAAAUGGACUUCAGACCUAUUCAUUAUCUCUCAACCAACACUUCGCUUUGGAUGUGACAGUCGCACCUGGAGGUACAAAACAAGCAGAGCUCGUGGUUAUCAAAGAGCUAGAUCGAGAGGUUCAGGCCUCCUUUGAUUUAACCCUUGUUGCAUGGGAUAAAGGGAACCCCCCAAGGUCUGGUAGCACAUUAAUUCGCAUUAAUAUCCAGGACUCAAAUGAUAACAACCCAACAUUUGAGGAUAGCACUCCAACUGUGGAGCUCUCUGAGGAUACAGAUCUUGGGACAAUUAUCAUCAACCUCAAGGCCACAGAUCCAGACCAGGGUGCUAAUGGGGAGGUGGAGUAUUCGCUCAGUAAGCACACUCGUCCAACGACUCAGAAGCUCUUUCAUGUGGAUCCAGAGACUGGAGCUGUAAGUGUCAGAGCACCUCUGGACUAUGAGGCUGAGAUUUCUCAUGAGGUGAUCGUACAGGCCCGAGAUAGAGGACCCAAUGCAAUCCCUUCACAUUGCAAGCUGCAUGUGAAGCUACAAGACGUCAAUGAUAACGCACCAAGGAUCCAUGUGACCUGGACCACACAAAACUCACCUGGGCCAACUGUGUUGGAGAGCGUGCCACCGGGCACCUUCGUUGCUCUGGUGAUUGUGUCCGAUGCAGAUUCAGGAGAAAAUGGGAAAGUAGGUGCAGUCAUCAAGGAAACAUCUAGCCCUUUCCAUCUUGUACAGAUCCAUGGUGACAAUUAUAAAAUCAUAACCAGCAACUCACUGGAUCGAGAGAAAGUUAAACAGUACAACAUCACCCUCAUAGCCCGGGAUUUUGGACGUCCAUCUUUGACUUGUGUUAAACACCUGUCCAUCCAUGUUCUGGAUGAGAAUGACAAUGCACCAGUGUUCUCCACCUCUAUGUAUAAAGCUUCUUUUGAUGAAAACAACGUGGCGGGCUACCAUGCUCUCAAAGUUGAAGCUCAUGAUGACGACUUAGAUCUUAGUGGAAGAGUGUCCUAUUUUAUGCACAAACCCAAUGACCACCCAUUCUCUAUCCAUCCAACCAGUGGUGUUAUAAGUGUUCAGCGUCCACUGGACUACGAGGAAUCCAACACCUACUCUAUCAUAGUUGAGGCUGUUGACCAGGGUCAUCCUCCUUUAACCAGCACUGCCACCGUACAAAUUGAUAUCCAGGAUGUGAAUGAUAAUUACCCCAUUAUUAAAGAGCCAAAAUCCAGAAAAGGUGUGGCUUCUAUAAGUGUUCCUGUCAAUGCAGAUAAAGGGGAGAUUGUGACUGAGCUUGGAACUGAGAUUGAAGAGAUAUCUUUGCAAAACUUUAAAGAGGGACUUGUAGGAUUCCUGGCAUCCACAAUUAAAGCCGAAGACCCAGAUUCAGGGCUCAAUGGAGAACUUCGCUACCUCAUCAGUAAUGGAAAUCAACAAGGACUAUUCUAUUUGGACGAAACCACUGGCCAUCUGUUUGUUAACACCACAAAUGCGACAGAGCUCAUUGGGAAAACUUUUAAAAUGGACAUUUCUGUAUCCGACAUGGGCACUCCAAGACUAGCCACCAAGGCAACAAUCGAAGUGACGUUCAUCAAUCUGAAAGAUCAUCUGAAGAGUUCUUCACCAGGUAGCCGGGGUCAACUCAGCUUCACCAUGAUGAUGGCGAUCUGUUUAGGGGCAACAUGUCUUCUAUUGCUGUUGGUGGUUGCCUCAGUGACAACGUUUUGUCGACCAGAAAAACGGGACACCAGAGCAUACAACUGCAGACAGGCUGAGUCGACCUACACCCGGCACCCACGGCGUCCACAGAAGAACAUCAGAAAGUCCGACAUUCAGCUAAUUCCUGUCAUCAGGGGGCGUAAGGAGGAGCCUCCAGAGAACAACAGUGAGGCCCAACCACUGGCACCGCCUCCAGUUAUGUCAGAGGAUCACGAAAAUGAGAAAAAAUAUACUUUGAUCCCAUCGGUGUUGAAUACAAGCUUCCAUUCUCAAGGCUACCAAGAGGUGGAUGCUGCUCAUCACUCUAGAACACUUCGGAAACCAGGAAACAUUGAACUUGAUGGAACUUUAACACCUGCCACCUCUUAUCGAACCCUUCGGAAAUCCAGAAACCCUUCAUCAUCAUCUUCCUCAGCCUCACAUUCAAGCACCUUGAAGCGCCAGAUUCAUGCUGCAGGUGAAGAAACAGAGACAACCUGUUCUUCCUCUCAAGCGACUCUCAGGAGGCCCAAGACCUCAGAGGGACGAGGAGGCCCUGAUGCAGAACACCGGCAGAUGCUACGAAAUCUGGUUCGACUGUCCAUGGCUGCGUUUGGGGAUUCCAUUGAACUGUCUUCGGCCUCACCAGAGGUUCAGCAGAUCUCCCAGCUCCUCUCUCUCCUCCACCAGGGUCAGCUGCAGCCAAAGCCCAACUUCCGCGGAAACAAAUAUUCUCAUCGCAACGGCAGAUACGGAGGUCAGGACUGUUCUGACUGGCAAAGCACCAAAGACAGUGGCCAUGGAGAGAGUGAGGCCGGAGAUGUAGACUGGGAACCCGGGAGAGACUCACCCAUCGACCCUCAGCUGGAGGAAGGACUCGCCCACCUGCUCAACAACCCAGAUGAAGUCUUCUCAGAGGUCAACGACCCCUCCUGGAUGGCCAGACUCUCCCUCCCUCUCUCUGGUGAUUACCACGACAACAUUUUUGUCCCCAAUGGGCCUCCAUCCACUGACACUGACCUGCUGCCACGGGAUGCCCUGGAUUCUACAUCAUCCUUCUCCACCUUUGGUAAGGUUCCAGAGAAGGACGGCCCACUGGGCGGUGCCCUGCUCUCUGAGGUCAGCACCCUGUUUGAGAUGCUCAUGACACAGAAGGCUGACGCUCACCCCGGUCCGCGACCUGACGUUUUGUACCGACUCUCUGCGGCGUACCGGCGCUCGCUGGGCCUGGACGGCACAACCACAGCUUCUGCAGCCAAUGCACCAAGGAACUCUGGGAACGAGAAGAGAACAGGCCUGGCUCCGCCUUCAGGACUUUACCAAUAAGUUUAACAUCCUUUUUUUGAACACUGGAAAGACUGAAUGAUGCAGCUCAGAUGAAGGCACGACACAAACGAUUGUGUCUGUUAUGAGGAGCAUGUUGGGAUUGCAGAGGCAUUAAGUGAUGAAAUAUGACUUCAGUGACUGCAAAUGUAAAUAAUGACACUAUAUAGUGAAGAAAAAAAUCUGAACUGCAGCAUGAAUGAUGACUAACAACACUAAUGUUCAAAAGGAGCAUUCCCAGCCAGUCACCAGAGAAGACACUGCCCUGUAGGUUUCUGCAAAUGGUGUAAACCACAUGUAAUCUCAACGUCAUAUGUCUUUGAAGGACCAUUUGCCGAUCCUCUACAUCCAAGAGGUCGAUGUGAUGGAUCGUCUUUAUCACAUAUUUGCAUAUUUUUACUGCAGCCUGAGUAUUUGUCUAGAGUCUCCUGUGUCUAAACAAUAACAUGACAAACAUUAACUAAAAAGAUUUCAAUACAAUAUCUGUGAAUAAUGGUUAAAAAGUGCAGGUAAAACACUAAAAUACUGUUAUACAUGUAUCUGGAAAUGUCUUUGUUUAACAACACUGCAAAAAUCAAAAUCUUACCAAGUGUAUUUUUCUCAUUUCUAGUCAAAAUAUCUCAUCACACUUAAAAUAAGACAUAAUCACCUA
This is a messenger RNA of Sphaeramia orbicularis (orbiculate cardinalfish), 4761 nucleotides long. RefSeq names its product protocadherin 12 (gene pcdh12). NCBI's taxonomy places the organism in Eukaryota, Metazoa, Chordata, Actinopteri, Kurtiformes, Apogonidae. Gene Ontology annotation, biological process: homophilic cell-cell adhesion. The transcript has 5 exons. Gene Ontology annotation, molecular function: calcium ion binding. The record is from RefSeq and is a predicted model, not a curated record. Bases 621 to 4112 code for a protein of 1163 amino acids. Gene Ontology annotation, cellular component: plasma membrane.